GCUCAAGAGACUCAAGAGCUGAGCAUUUUUCAGCUUUGCCUGGCGGAGGAGUUAGUCAACAGACUUGUUUCUCUCAUUAACGCCCGAGCGCGCAGUCCCGGCAGUCUUUCAGUGGAAGCUCCGCCGAUGAUAUGCCCAGAGUAUGAAAAGCGGUACAGGAGCCCCAAAGACGCGGUGGUGGGAUUCGCCACCGAAGUUUUCCUCAUGGUUCCACCCAGCUCGCACGAAGGAGCCGCGAAGGCUUUGGCUGAAGAGCUGCAGGAGCUAUCUGAAUGCCCCCAGCGAGGAAAGCGGCUGGAAACUGCGGCUGAAAGCGCCGCAGGAUGUUCCAUUCUUAGUUGGAGCUUGUUGAUUCUGAUGGUCCUGCAUGAGGCAGCCUUAGAUGAAAUCUUAGAUUGCGAAAGCUCGCGAUCCGUGCAGCCGUAUCACGAGUUGAACGGAAAGACCUCUUUCUGCCAGCAUGUUCUUGCGGCUGCGUUUCAGCGUCCCAAUGGCUACAUUGGCAUUGGGACCGUGCUGCUUUGCUUCAGUUGCUACUGGUUUCUCCAGGAUCCCCCUCCUGAAAUCAAGCAGCCACCCGAUGCAGUUCCGGUGGUCUUGGUUGAUGGGCAGCAGUACAGCGCCGUCCAAUACUUGGGCAUGAACCUGUUUACAGCUCCCGGCACGGAAGUAGAUGGCUGUUUCGAUUAUAAUGCCGACAUGGACCAGUGCUAUCUGGGAAGCAGCACUGUUCGUGAAGAUGUCGCCCGGCGAAUGGAAAUCAUGCUUGAGGCCAUUGAUAGAGCGUUCGAAUCUGAACACUGGGACCGCCGCCCGACGACUCUGAAGAUUGUCCUUCUGCCUGAGUUCUUCUGGCGAGGAAAGCAGGGGGCAUACCGGAUAAAGAGGGGGCUCGAGAAUGUGACUCACCCUGCAGCCCAUUGGAUCUUUCAUCAAUUUGCACACGAACGCUUCAAACAUUGGCUGGUCGUUGAUGGAACCGUGGUCAUGGCCCAAGCUGCGGAUGCGAGGUACGUUCGUAUGUCCGAGAGGCCAGAUGAAAAUAUCAGCUAUUUCAAUUUCGCCCCAAUACAUGUUGGGGGGACGAACUUGACAUACUUGAAAUUCAAGAGGUUCAUCAGUGGAAUUGAUUUUAUACGUGCUCGCCCAGAAGGAUCACGCAUGGUCCCGGCACCACCACGCAAGUCUCGCGAGUUCUGCAGAAAACAUCCGCACUCGAACGGCUGCAUGUAUGGACGGAUGCCGGAGGCGCUCCUGCACGAGCUCGGAUUCGGUAAUGAUAUAGAGCUUCCGCGUGGUUUGCUGUCCGUUGGGGGCUUGUUGAUUGGGUUGGAGAUUUGCUUAGACCACGCAAUGGGGGAUCUCUGCAACGACAUUGUUGGAGGUGACGAGCAUGUGGACGUACAGCUAGUUGUCUCUGCGGGUAUGAACAUCGCGUCCGGGCCGGUUUGCACCUUGGCCGGAGGUCCGGUGUUCCUUGCCGAUGGCUUCGCAAGGACGGAGGUCAGCUUGAACCCAUUUGGAAAAGGCCGAGUGGCAGCCCCAACUCCGGACCACCGCCGCCGCUUCAACGUUGGCAUCGACUACGGUGCUGAUGUUAUGGUGUCGAUGCAGCAGUGGAUAGCUGACACGAUCUUCAGCAUCACCGGAACGGGCUUCGGCACGCGAUUUCCUGGACUGUCGACUCUCCCGGGGGGCAGCUCCAGUUCUGGCAGUACCGGUUUGCCCUUCAAGCAGAUUCCGGCUUUGGGCGACGAUUGGAAGGCCCAGCUCCAAGGGUUCUACCACACAGGCAGCUACAAGGCCGAGGGCUCUGCCUCAUUCGAAGAACUGUGGGUGCAAAUCUUCAUGCAGCUGCGAGCACUUGCUUCAGACAGCAGGCCUGAGGUGCGGAACUGCGCGCUUUUGUGUGCCCGGCUGACUGCGAGACGCGACGGUGACAAAAGUGUCGGCUCAAAGUUGCAGCCCAAUGUCCAAAGCCUGCCUCUACUCUUGCUGCGACAUCGAAAUCCGGACGGCGAGGUCAACAUGCGUUUUGGACAGCGAACAGCAACUCAAUUGAUCGAAUGUGUGGCCAACAACGAUGCAGGAAUGGAAACCUUGGACUUGACCAAGAAUGCCUCCUUUCAAAUGAAGGCGCUGGAGAAUACGCGAAGUCUGGCGGAAGCACUGAAGAAGAACACCGUCAUCAGGACCCUGGUUCUGCGCGAGUGUGAAAUUUCUGAUGCUGGGGCAGAGGCUUUGGGUGCUGCACUCGCGGUGAACCAGGGCAUUGAAGAGUUGGAUUUGCA
Symbiodinium necroappetens is the source of this 2291-nucleotide messenger RNA. Lineage: Eukaryota; Dinophyceae; Suessiales; Symbiodiniaceae. The record is from the annotation of a GenBank genome assembly.